AUUUAGCAUCAAUUACCAUCAGUUACCAUCUGGUGGCCAUCAAUAAAGGCCUCUUACCUUCUGCAGGAUGAUGCCAGGAACAAGCGGCAAGCGGCAUCGCAGACUAACAGUGACGUCGAAUCAAUUCAUGGUGAAGUCAAUACGGAGCAGGGAACUCGCAAUCAUACCAACCUAGGUACCUUGUAAUCUGUUCAUUAUUGGAGGAAGGCGAACAUGACUUCUCCAGUCUUGCCAAAUCUCUACAUCAUUGUGUCGCAACACAUUGAGGGGCCCCGAGUCAUCCGCUGAGCUGAUGAUGAUACAACCUCACCUCUUCCUAUUAUGUCUUGAAUCUCUUUGACUGCUGCUGCUUACUGUACAGGCUUUUCCACAUCUCGCAUAGCUUUCAAGAGCCACUCCCCAGACCAGAUUGUCAAGCGCGUUGCUCGUUCCACUACCUCUUUCAACAUGCCAGGUGAAGUGAUCGAUGUUCCUAAUCCUCAACCAGCGCCCUCCAAUGUACCAGACUAUGUUUCCGAUCUGCUGGUCAAGCUCGAAAAGCCAACCUUGGCUGACGAGACCAACCAUGCUAUCGCCAAAUACCGACGAGCAGCCAACUACAUCGCCGCCGCCAUGAUAUUCCUGCAGGACAACGUUCUCCUACAGAGAGAUCUCAAGUUCGAAGACAUAAAACCAAGAUUACUCGGCCACUGGGGAACCUGCCCUACACUCACACUCGUCUACUCACAUCUCAAUCUCCUUAUCCAGAGGCAUGACUUGGACAUGAUCUAUGUGGUCGGACCUGGGCAUGGUGCUCCGUCCAUACUCGCCAACCUUUGGAUUGAAGGUUCUCUGGCCAGAUUCUACCCCGAGUGCUCUCAGGACACGAAGGGUCUCCAUACGCUAGUCACUGGCUUUAGUACGACGGGAGGCUUUCCUAGCCAUAUCAAUGCUGAAACGCCCGGAGCAAUUCAUGAAGGAGGUGAGCUCGGUUAUGCUCUCAGCGUGAGUUUCGGAGCCGUGAUGGAUAACCCAGAUCUGAUCGUCACCUGCAUUGUUGGUGACGGAGAAUCCGAGACUGGCCCAACUGCAACCGCCUGGCAUGGCUACAAAUACAUUGAUCCCGCCGAGUCAGGCGCAGUACUGCCCAUCGUCCAUGUCAAUGGCUUCAAAAUUAGCGAGCGCACAAUCUACGGUUGUAUGGAUGACAAAGAAAUGGCAGCAUUGUUCACAGGCUACGGGUACCAGCCAAGGGUGGUAGACGAUCUCGACGACAUCGAUGCAGACUUGUCGAAUUCCAUAGACUGGGCACUUUCGGAAAUCAAGAGGAUCCAGAAGGCUGCAAGAACUGGCAAACCUAUCAUGAAGCCCCGAUGGCCGGUUCUCAUCCUCAGAACACCCAAGGGAUGGUCCGGUCCAAAGAAAGUCCAUGGUCAAUUCGUUGAAGGGUCUUAUAAAUCACAUCAGGUCCCACUACCUGCUGCAAAGAAAGAUGAAGAAGAACUCAAGAUACUCCAAAACUGGUUAGAGUCCUACAAACCAAGAGAGCUCUUCAAAGAGAAUGGUGAUGUGAUUGAUGAGAUCAGAAGCAUCAUCCCAGAGAAGCCGGAACGCCGUCUCGGCCAGAACAAGACGACUUAUGAUCCAUACCAAGGGCUUGCGCCGAUUGAUUGGCGGAAGUUCGAGGUCCAACAAGGCAGCUCAGAAAGCAGUAUGAAGACGGUGGGCAAGUUGCUUGAGCAGGUCAUCAAGGACAACCCCAAGACAUUCCGAAUCUUCUCUCCUGACGAGUUCGAGUCCAACAAGCUUGACACAGUCUUGAAUUCCACCAACAGAAAUUUCCAAUGGGACCAGUUCAGCAAUGCUCAGGGUGGACGACUCAUUGAGACUCUGUCAGAACAUCAGUGUCAAGGCUGGAUGCAGGGCUAUACGCUCACUGGACGUACAGCGUUGUUUCCUAGUUAUGAGGCUUUCCUGGGAAUCAUACAUACUAUGAUGGUGCAGUAUGCAAAAUUCGGCAAAAUGGCCCAUGAAUCAAAUUGGCGCAAACCCCUUGCAAGUAUCAACUACCUCGAGACGUCCACUUGGACCCGACAAGAGCACAAUGGCUUUUCGCACCAAAACCCGAGCUUCAUUGGAGCAGUGCUGAAUCUCAAACCUGACGCAGCUCGAGUCUAUCUUCCUCCGGACGCGAACACAUUCCUCUCUACCAUGGCGCAUUGCCUGCAUUCCAAGAAUUACGUCAACUUGAUGGUUGGCUCGAAGCAGCCCUCAGCAGUUUUCCUGUCCGCCGACGAAGCAGAGAAUCACUGCAGAGCAGGCGCGUCAGUCUGGAAGUUUGCAUCCACCGAUGGAGGACUUGACCCAGAUGUUGUGCUCGUCGGCAUUGGCGCAGAAUUGACCUUUGAAGUGAUCGCUGCUGCAGCUUUGCUCAGGGAAAAAGUGCCACAUCUGCGUGUGCGGGUCGUGAAUGUCACCGACCUCAUGAUUCUGGGACAGGCUAGCAGCCAUCCUCACGCAUUGACAAAUGAGGCCUUCAACUCGCUAUUUACCUCUGAUGUCCCCAUUCACUUCAAUUAUCACGGUUAUGCCAAUGAAUUGAAGGGUCUACUCUUCGGCCGACCGAAUCUGGACAGAGUCACCAUGGCAAGCUACAAUGAGGAAGGCUCAACAACGACACCUUUCAAUAUGAUGCUUGUCAAUGGGACGAGUCGCUAUCAUGUUGCCAUGCAGGCGAUCAAGGGUGCGGCAAAGCGGAAUGAAAAAGUCCGGCUGCAUUUGCAUGAAACCAUCUCGGAGUUGACGGGCCUGGUUAGCAAGACGCAGAAAUUCAUCGUCGAGCAGAAGACUGACCCGGACUAUCUCAACGAUAUUGGAAACUUCAAAAGCGAUACAACGUCCUUACACGAAGGUUGAAGUUAAUAUGCUCGAGGUCUUCUGUGACCGUCUGAAAUCAGACGAGGUAAGGUUCAGAAUCACGAAAUGAGCCGUCACCUCGGAUAGUCAGGCCAUGAUAUGAGCCUUGCAUUGGUACUUUAAACAUAGUACAGCCUGAUGGCAGAAUAAUGCAAAAUCCACAGUUUACUCGCUGACGGUACAUAUCAAUCCAUACAACCUCACGUCAAGAUCCUUCGCGUCCAUUUCGUCCAAUUUAUCCACAACCGUCCCCGUCAGCGCUGACGCCUUCCUAGACGGAGCGUCCAUCGGCUCCGCAACUCAAUCAACAACAUCCACCGGCCUUUGCACUCGCCCUCGGCCUCGUCAGGGUUCGUCUGAAGUCGUACUUGCUCGUACGAUUUCGUAGCGCUGCCGGCCUUGGUAGCUUCGUCGUUAUGCUCGAGCAGAUGCAUGGCCAGGGGAGUCGCAAACGGCGGCGAGGCUCGGCCAUCCGACGUCCUCGAUCCACUUGCGUAGGUUGUCGCUUUUGGGUGCUUCGGAAGUCACGCUCUCGCCGGCACCCAGGCCGGGGGGUUGGAAUACGAUAUGUGCGAUUGUGGCGCCGAUGCCCGUCAUCGAACAUGAACUGCUACUGCUAGUGCCAGUACUAGUACUAGUCUUAGAAUCAGUCAAGUGCUGAAGUCGUCGCGCGCGGCCGAGUACAGCACACGGCAUGCGGAGCGGUUCAUGGACGCGAGGACGGGCAUGAACCGAUCCGUGCAGGGGGUCGGAUUGUUCAGCGCGGACAUGUACGAGGGAGAUGUCAGUGUUGAGAGGGAUGAGACUUCGCAGGUGACGAGGUACUGCGAUUGCGAAGAUUGCGAAUACGGUCGUGAUGAAGAAGGACUUGACCUUGAACUUGAGUCGGUCUGGGUGUGGGUGUGGGUGUAGUACCGGCGCGUGCGGUGGAAGCCCGGGAUGGCCAGGCGUUCGCGGAGAUGUUCGUUGGCCCACCAGGCGUUGAGGGCGGUUUUCGUCGGUGGUAGUGUUGGUGUUGGUGUUGGUGUUGGUGUGGUGUCGGUGUCGGUGUGGGAUGGGUCGACUGAGCCUCAGAGUACUAGCAUGGCGGUGCCGUGGAGGAAGGAAGUGGAGGAGGAUGUUGUCGUGGGCAUGGGCUGGCGACCCGGUGUUGCCCCUGGAGGACGACACUGUACGUCUUAAACCAACUCACAGAGUAGUUUGUGCGUAAAUGGUGUAGAUUGAUCCUCAGGACAGGAAUAUGAAUAUAGA
This is a messenger RNA of Exophiala xenobiotica, 4146 nucleotides long. RefSeq lists its product as uncharacterized. Gene Ontology annotation, molecular function: aldehyde-lyase activity. Lineage: Eukaryota; Fungi; Ascomycota; Eurotiomycetes; Chaetothyriales; Herpotrichiellaceae. Gene Ontology annotation, biological process: carbohydrate metabolic process. The transcript has 2 exons. The record is from RefSeq and is a predicted model, not a curated record. The coding region runs from base 448 to 2895 and encodes 815 amino acids.